AUGCUUGUCACGAGCUUGUAUGGCCAACUUCCAACUGCACUAGCUUCAUACCAGCUGCAUGGAGAUCAGCUUCAACAAAUACCCUCAUGGUUUGGAAGGUUGGAUAAAGUUUUACACUUGAAUCUUCGAAAUAACAAUUUGACAGGUGUAAUUCCUCCAUCAAUAGCCAACUUGUCCAAUUUAGAGAACUUGGAUUUGAAUCAUAAUCUCAUUCAUGGAAACAUCCCACAUGAGAUAAGUAAAUUUCUUAAUUUGAAGAAACUUCGUCAGGCUUCUAACCAACUUUCUGGUUCCAUUCCUGCUGUCAUUUAUAAUAUUUCCUCUUUGCAGAUGAUUUCUGUAGCAUCCAACAAUCUAUUUGGCAGUUUACCAAAACAUAUAUGUCGUCAUCUUCCCAAUCUUGAGGCACUUUAUUUGGAUGGAAAUGAGUUUUCAGGUCAAAUUCCAAGUAUAGGUGAAUGCAAGAAUCUUCAAGGGUUACAAUUAAGCACCAAUAGAUUCAAUGGCAGCAUUCCAAGGAAAAUCGGAAGUCUAACCAAACUCAGGACAAUAUUUUUGUAUGAUAUUAAUUUGGAAGGUAAGCUUUUCUCUUUGGAUAUUUUUCUUUGA
Molecule: messenger RNA, 609 nt
Organism: Gossypium arboreum
Lineage: Eukaryota; Viridiplantae; Streptophyta; Magnoliopsida; Malvales; Malvaceae
Product: LRR receptor-like serine/threonine-protein kinase GSO1
Exons: 1
Coding region: 1-609 (202 amino acids)
Molecular function (GO): protein binding
Source: RefSeq, a predicted model, not a curated record